ACCCACUCUCAAAAAAAUAUACAGCUUCUCUUAAAUUUCACAUUUAAAGUCAUCUAAGAUGAGGAUCUUUAGUGUAUGCGUCUUUUUUUGAUAGAUAUCGAAUCGGAUUCGAUAAAUAUCGAAUCGGCUAUUCACUUGAAACAUCAGCGUUUACAUAUUUCAUUUUCAAAUUGCACUUCCGUCAUAAUAAACAGAACGUAUGAUAAAGAAAUCUUAAAUGAUCCUUCAACUUGGGUUUACUGACACUUUUCAUAAGAAAAUGCUUCAUUAUUUUAAGAUUUUAAGCAAGCACAAGAUCUAACAGUUCCUUUAUAUCUGUGUAUUGAGUCUACUAUUUGGUUCACGACGGAAAGCAUCAAAGAUCUCUUCACACCUCGUUCAAAGUAAAGCUCAGACUAUUUAAUAAGGCAUUCUCCGGCAGUGAUGGGCUCCCUGAUAACCGUGAUCGCUAAUGUGGCAAGACCUGGGUUCGAUUCCACCCUGACACGUCUAUGAUUUGAGAGUGCCAAGCGGAUACCGAUUGGUUCGGAGAUCACUGCAAUCAUGGUGAAAUGAUUUGCAUUAAACAUCUGAGCUUAAACAUAGGACGUAAAACCUUUUGAAAUACAGUAAAACAUUUAUGUUGCAUUUCGAUGGUUUUGUUCUCUAAAGUUAAGCCCUGCUCUAAGUUUCCGUUUGGAAUUUAAAUAACAGUUUGGAAUUAUAUUCCCGCUACUCGUAUCAGUAAAGGAUUUCCGCCCUGCCAUCGGUAUAACUAACUGAUCAAAACUUUUACCGGUUGGUGGAUUAUUAUUAAAAACAAUGGAAAACACUUCGAUGAACUAACUGUUUUAAUUAAGUAAUUAACGCGUCGAUGAACCACAAUAAAGCUAAAUCAAUGUGUAAUAAGUUUGUAGUAAUUAGUAAAAUUGCAUCAUGUAUAACGGCUCUUCGACAAACAUAAACUUUUUUCAUAUAAUUUUUAGCUUUGAGAAACAGGACUAGAACAAAGAUGUUGAAAUUUCCCUAGAGAAUCCUACUUGCCCAGAAUCCGGGUUUUGUCCGACGGAAUGUGAGCAUUUUUUUUUGGCAUGGGUCGAGUUAUAUGUCCACUUAAACACAGAAAUACUUAUAUACUAAAAAAUUGUGCCCUUUUUAGCGUCUCAUUUAAAAAGCAGCAGUGAAAAAACUUUUGUCCUUUUGCAUUUUUGCAAUUUUAUCUUUGCAGUCAUACAAACACCGCGAUAAUAAGGAAGACAGAAUUUAUUUACUGCGAUUCAACAUGCAAAUCCCACAGAUGAUGUAAGAAGUGCCCCGAAGCGUAUCGGGCCGUCCUGCCAGCAGUGGCUCUCCCAAACAACUAGUAGCAUUGAGGCCGAACCUGCAGUGAAAGGUUGGGAAAUAGUUACACAACUCUGCUGCAGGCCUGCGCCGGUGCGAAGUAAUGGUGAGCACCGACCUCGUAAUGGGCCAUGCAUCACCUGACUCAAUACGACAAAGCCGACACGAGUAAGUGGUUGCUUGGAUGACCCAGCAUCGUUUCAGAAAGACCGCAGGGAACAGAGAUGAACAUGGUUCUGCAUGGUCAAGUGCAGGGUCGAGUCAGAGCUACAAAGCAGCGGCCUUCAAGCCCCAACACUGUCUUGUAACCAGAGGGUGGCCUCGCCUGCACGAUUACAUGUGUUUGGACUGGGGGUCCACGUGAACAGGCACGUGGGAAGAGCUGCAGAAUGCUCGCGGGGAACACGGUGCCGACUGACACGCGCCCACCUGUUCGCGCGGCGUCGCCCGGCCGAGCUGUUGCCAUGGAGACGCCGCGGCGCCGCGUCCGGCAGGCUCCGGCCCGCUUCCGGCGCCCGCGUAUCGACGCUGCGGCGGCGCGGCAUCCGGCCUCGCAGCGCCCGUCGCCAUGGCGACCGCAGAAUCAACAACCGACUGCAGCAGCUCGCUUUCCUGCAGCGUUCCGUUUCCUGCACGAGUCGCACCACGCGCCGUCUCGCCACACGGGCGUUCGUACAGCAGUACUGGAUACCGGCUGUGGUGAGACUGGUCCUGCCGCGUUAGGAAAAAAAGAGUUUGGUUUGGUGAUAGAUUUUGUAUUAUACACAUAUAAAUCCGAAUCUUCAGCUUUACAUGACAAGAAAUAAAAUUGUUCUCUAAAAGAUUUAUUCACUUCCAUUGUAAAGAGACGGGCUUUAGCUAGUUUCUUCAGUAAUGCUAGACUACAAAUAUAAUGUACAUAUAUUAAGUCUCGUG
Messenger RNA from Bacillus rossius redtenbacheri, 2235 nucleotides. RefSeq lists its product as uncharacterized. The coding region runs from base 1561 to 2043 and encodes 160 amino acids. The transcript is spliced from 2 exons. Lineage: Eukaryota; Metazoa; Arthropoda; Insecta; Phasmatodea; Bacillidae. The record is from RefSeq and is a predicted model, not a curated record.